Messenger RNA from Hyposmocoma kahamanoa, 2756 nucleotides. It is a transcript of the gene aop, whose product is annotated as ets DNA-binding protein pokkuri. Lineage: Eukaryota; Metazoa; Arthropoda; Insecta; Lepidoptera; Cosmopterigidae. The transcript has 5 exons. The coding region runs from base 280 to 1701 and encodes 473 amino acids. Gene Ontology annotation, biological process: regulation of transcription by RNA polymerase II; cell differentiation. Gene Ontology annotation, molecular function: sequence-specific DNA binding; DNA-binding transcription factor activity, RNA polymerase II-specific. Gene Ontology annotation, cellular component: nucleus. The record is from RefSeq and is a predicted model, not a curated record.
CGCGCCGCCACCGCAUCAUCAGUCCGCGUCGGAGAGCUGCUCGCGUUACCCGCGUGCGCCCGAUCCCUCAGAUACGCUGCUGGUUUACGGCGUGCCGUAACACGACACGUUUGGAGGGACCGCCGCAUUUACGUCUGUGCCUAGUGCUCUGUGAACACUGGAUACUGUGCUACAAGUGUUGUGAAGAUGUAUAUGUGCUGAAUUGUCCAAAAUUCGUCUGCCAACUCCAAGGAUUUUGACGACACGUCCAGUUCCGGACCAGCUCAGCCGAUUGUCGUAAUGAAAGUGGUCAGCUUACAACUGCCAUCGGGGCCCAGCAUGGAGCGCUUGCCGCUACCAUUCAGCCCAACUGAACUCCUGUGGCGAUACCCACUACCGUGGGCUCCGCCACCUCCGUCGCCCUUGGGCGACACUAAAGCUCAGCUACCCGCUGGCUUACCUCCCGAACCCAGAUUGUGGACGAGGGAAGAUGUCGCUGUUUUCCUCAAGUGGUGUGAAAGAGAAUUCGAUUUGCCCAACUUCGACAUGGAUCUCUUUCAAAUGAAUGGAAAGGCCUUGUGCCUUUUAACAAAGACGGAUUUGGGCGAACGCUGUCCUGGAGCUGGCGAUGUUUUACACAACGUCCUGCAAAUGUUGGUUCGCGACGCGGCGCUUUUGGGCAGAGUUCCUUCUUCGCCAGUAACUCCCACUGCCCGCGCUGCGCCGUACCCCCCUUCCCCUCACUCUCACCCUCCGACGCCCACAUGGGCCGUCGAUGGGUUUCACCACUUCCAUAACGCAGCAGCUGCCGCCGCCGCCCAACCUAACUCCGUGACCUUAAGCCCCGCACCAUCUGUCGAUAGCUCAGGAAGCCCGCAAAGAGGAGAGCCGGUCACAUAUGCUCCAGCGUACCCGCCUCAAGUGCAACCCUCAGCGCAGCCUAGCUCAGGAAGCAAUCACUCUGACUCUGAUGAAGAAGGACAAUUUGCUCCAAACCCACGUUCACCUAAGGAUGCGCCUUUGGCCAGCCCAGCGCCACAAUCGCACCCGGCGCAGCAACAUUCGCACUACCGGGCGCAACAUAGAGAAUUUUUCCCAAGCGACAUGCCCGAAUCUAACACAAAUGGACGACUAUUGUGGGACUUCCUGCAACAACUUCUCAAUGAUCCUACGCAGCGAUAUACAAAUUAUAUUGCGUGGAAAAACAGAGAAACUGGAGUUUUCAAGAUCGUGGACCCGGCUGGACUUGCAAAAUUAUGGGGCAUUCAGAAGAACCAUCUUUCGAUGAACUACGAUAAGAUGUCUAGAGCUCUACGUUACUAUUACCGCGUCAACAUACUCCGGAAAGUGCAGGGCGAACGGCACUGUUACCAAUUUCUCCGAAAUCCUACAGAACUGAAGAACAUUAAAAAUAUCUCUUUGUUGCGGCAACAAAUGAGCCCAACCCGGGUAGCUGCGCCACAAGCCGUCGUGAAAACGGAGAUGAAGGAGGAGCGUUGCGAAGAGGAGCCAGUCGAUGAGGAUAUGCCGACUGACUUGAGUAUGGCAGCAUCAGAGCCAUGGCGGAAGCGCGCACGGCCUGAACCCUCGCCUAUUGCUUCGCCUCACGAUAAGCACCGCAUUAGCGCGCUCAUCGGUGACACCAUGAUGCAUAAGAGGGAGUCAGAGUACAAUGCUGAACACUUCGCGCUCAACCUCAAAAGUGAAAAAUGUGAACAAUGAUCAUCAACGCGGGACACUUUGUAGUGCGAUGCGCUGUGCAUUUACAGUGUAAACAGCUCCAACCACUAAAGUUCUAGUCAAUAUCCUCUCAGGUAGCAUAAUUUACGUCUUCCUCAAAAAUCACAUAGAUGAGAUUUUAUAUGUUGUUACAAAACUGAGAGAACUUUGACAGAUUUAGCAUGGUCAAUGGAGUUCAACAGGGUAUGGACCUCAUAUGCCUUUGUGCCAAGUGGUUUAUCUAAUAGUGUCAAUUAACAAAGUAUGUACCUAGUUAACAAAAUGGGACAAGAGUUUAUUUGUGUUGAAGAUAUAGACUGUUUUAAUAAUUUGUGCAAUGGACCAUUCACUCAACUGUUGACUCAUGACUGAGAAAUAGCAUAACUCAUUGCCAGAAGUCAAUAUCCAUUUAUGUGUGUGUGUUUGUGUGUACGCGUGCUCCGCGCUCAUUGAUGCAUUUUGUAAUUUAAUUAGUUGUAUAUACUUAAAUAUUCAUACUUGUAUUAAAUUGGCUAAAUAUUUAGCUCAAAACAUAAGUAGCAAAAAACUUAGAUUGUGUUGAGAUUUUUAACAUAUUAUUGAAUUACAGUCUUCCAUUGAAACAAAUUUUGGCAAAAAUUUCAAUUGUAGCAUGUGAAAACAAUUCAAAUUGUACAUACAUACCACAAACCCAAGUUACUAUUUGGUUUACAAUUUUAGGCAGCUUUGGUGAUUGUUACUAAUUUAAACUGGCUGCAUUCAAGAGCGAAGAGCAGAUGACUAUAACAAUGAACAAGCUAUACCUAAACAAAAUGCCUUGAAAUAAAAAAAACAUCCACUGUGAUAAAAACAAAAGUGGUAGACAUAGAAUGCUAGGGCUUUUACUCAAAGAUUUCCAGCUACAAUUUUCUGUGAUCUCUUUUAUCAAUGUAGGUAAAUGUCUUAGGGGGUAGACUAUAAGAAUUUGUAAAUAUUAUCCAAGUUAGAUUAUAUAAGUAAGAUAGAUUAAGGACUGACUGUAAAGAGAAUGUAUGUAUGAUUUGUAAAACAAAGUGGAGCUUUAUCAAAGUACCUAGUAU